Messenger RNA from Arabis nemorensis, 1533 nucleotides. The record is from the annotation of a GenBank genome assembly. Lineage: Eukaryota; Viridiplantae; Streptophyta; Magnoliopsida; Brassicales; Brassicaceae.
AUGGAGGACAAAUCACCGGCGUUACCGAUUUCUGAAGAUUUAUCCCGGAAAAUAAUCUCUCUCGCCGCCGGCGAAGCGCAUACCAUCGCUCUGACCGGCGAUGGAUGUGUUUACUCUUGGGGAAGAGGAAUGUUCGGUCGUCUUGGCACUGGUAAGGAAUCGGACGAGCUUGUUCCAGCUCUAGUCGAGUUCGCGUUUCCAGAUCGACCAGCCGGAGAUCGGCCUCGAAUCGUUGGUGUUGCUGCUGGUGCUUAUCACAGUCUCGCUGUCUCAGGCAGAGAAGCUAGAUCAGAUUUAAAGGUUUGUGCUGUCAAGGCUGGAUCCAUGAUGUCUCUUGCCAUUGAUAAUGUCGGAGGUCUUUGGAUGUGGGGAAAUGUUCCACCACAAGACAGCGGAGCUGAGCCUCGUUUGUCUUUUACUAGCAUCCCGAUUCCAUUUACUAUACCCGAGUUUCAUGGCCGGACUGUUUUGAAGGUAGCAUGUGGGGAUGAACACGUUGUUGCCCUUGUUGGUCCCGGGGAGAUCCCCAAAGACAACAGUGAUGAUGAAUCUGUGUUGUAUUCUUGGGGCAAUAAUCAUCAUGGCCAGUUAGGGCUUGGGGAUAGAGAAAGCCGUGCAAGGCCUCAGAUUGUGGAGACAUUUAACCAGAACUCUGAUCUUAUAGUAUACGACAUAGCUUGCGGUGCUCAUCACACAGCUCUCCUCACCUACAGGAAGGAGACACCAAAAGGACCAAGCAUGUGCUGGACCUUCGGCUUUGGAGAAAAUGGCCAGCUAGGGCAUGGAAGUACUAAGAGCUCAUUGAUUCCAGAGCCAGUUUCACAGAUCCCGGAACAUGCUUACUUAGUCUCUGUAGACUGUGGGUUAUUCCACACUAGUGUGGUGUCAUCUGAGGGAUUCGUGUGGUCGUGGGGAAUGGAGAGGGGAUUGGGGUUAUGCCCUGAUGUCAAUUUCAUAGACGUGGAAGCAGGAGAUGACAGUGUACCAAGAAAGAUCUCAGGUGGGUCAAGAUUUCGUGACCCGGUUCAGGUUUCUUGCGGGGCUGCACAUACAGUUCUUGUGGCGAACGGUGGUUACAAGCUAUGGUCUUGGGGAAGAGGAAGGAAUGGAGUGCUCGGGACCGGGAAUGUUGUGGACUGUUAUGUCCCUACUCCCGUCUUCUGGCCAAAUGAACUGAAACCGGACAAAGAAGAAGUAGCUGAAGCUGAGAAAAGCUCAUCAACAAUGGAGGAGGUUAAACGCUUAGAAGCGAAACUAAUGGUGAUGGAAAGAUAUGCAAGCAUACUUCAUGGAUCAAUAUUCGGAAAACCUUUUAACGAAGAGGAAGAUAUUCCGUAUUCAUUACGGGUUUCUGGGUAUUUCGAUAUGGGAAAAGAGUGGGGAGAGAUGCUGGAGAGUGCAGAUAAGAGUCAGCUUAUGAGGCUUCAAGCUUUCUAUGAAGACAUGAUUGUUAGGGUUAAAGACAAGGUGUUGCAGAGAAGGAUUCAAGAGAUUAUAAAAGAUUGUCUUCAAUCUUCAGCUCCUAAACACUAA